CGUUGACCCUCCAGGAAGCACAGCGUCAUUGCGUAGAACGGUGCACAUCCUCGAUUAGGAAACAAUCACCGGGCAUAAUGUCGGCCUCAGCGAAAAAGAAGGAGGCUGCGGGUGCUGCAGGCGGCCCUGCCAAGCAGGCGCAAAAGUCGCCAGCUGCUCCUUCACCGAGCAAAAAAGGCAAGGGCGCAAAGAAGGCAUCAUCAAAGAAAACCUCGUCCUCCUCUUCCGUCAAGAAGCCUAACUCGAAGGCAGAGACCAAGCCUGAGCUUGCAAUGAAACUCAAAGCAAAAGCAAUGGUGGCAGCAAAGCCACAGGCGCAGUUCUCAUCGCAAGGAGCUUCUGCGUUCCAGUUUCAAGAUGCUAAAGCAUUGAAAGCCAACAGGGCGAAAAAUGGCGCCGCACCGCUGGAAAGAAGGCGGAAAUUUCAACCCUCAAACGGCACGCCAUCGUCCCUUGCAGGAAAGGCAGCGAGCACGUUUAGCACUCCUGCCGAGAUCGAUUUUCCUCGAGGGGGAGGCUCGAGCCUGACGCCAGUCGAAUACCGCCAAACCCUGCGUGAGGCAAGAGGGGAAGCUGCCGCGGAUGCCAAGGCAGCUGUUCGUGACGGAGAUUUGUUCACCGAUGGCGCUGGCAAGAAGGGGAAGGGACGAAGCUCUUCAGCUGGGCUAGCCGACGAUAGGGAAGGCAGGGCAAAAAAAAAGAGAAGAGGAGAAGCAAAUAGUGUGGAUCCGGUGUCCGCUGCUGCGGCUGCGAUCCACAAGGAUGCCAUUCGUGUGGAGCACUUGAAUUACAACCGUCUCGCUCCCGGCUCCAGAGUCCUUGCAACGAUCCUUGCUGUUCAUCCCCUGGCAGUUGUGCUCUCCCUUCCCAACCAACUGCUUGCGCAUGUUCCAAUCACACAGAUCAGCAGCAUCUUCACCGAGCGCCUUGAGCACGCGGCCAUGGCUGCCGAGCAGGGAGACCUCCUGGACGAAGACGAAGACACCUCAGACGCAGAGUCUGACUCGGACGAAGACAACUCACAGGGAGUGCCACAGCAGCCUAGGAAGCGCCAACUCCGAGAAAGCGAUGUCCCUGAGCUGCGCGACAUGUUUGCCGCGGGUCAAUUCGUCAUUGCGACCGUUAUCAGCGUUGCAUCGCCGGGUAGCCUACGCGGCCAACGAUUCGGACCAGGGCGUGAGGGCGGGGAGUACGAAAAGGAGAGCAGGAGGGUGGUGUGCAGCCUCGACCCCAAGGAUGUAAAUGCUUCUUUGGACGUAGGACUUGCAGGAGAGCCCGGCAGCAUGGAGGGAUCAAAGGGAGAUCUCGCCCCAGGCUACGUUCUGCCCGUUGCGAUCAAAGCGAGGGAGGACAAUGGCUGGAGUGUCGACCUCGGUCUCGGCGAUUCGAUCGCUGGCUUCGUACCCUUCAGUGAGACGCCUUUCGAGUUGAACUCAUCUGGCGCAUCGAAACACCGGAAGGACUAUCCCAUCGGCCAAGUCCUCCCCGCUUGCAUUACCUCGCUCAAUAGCGCAACGCCUUCCCGCAGCAAGACGCUUUUGCAACUGAGCGUGCAGCCGUCCAAGUUGAGCGCAGCUUCGCUUGGGCCGACACAUGCGCCAUCGCUGAGUGCGCUAAUGCCCGGCUUGAAGGUCAACGCGCUUGUCACGUCCGUUAGCGCGAAAGGCUUGGGCGUGAAGCUGUGGGGCAUGUUCGACGCUACUGUCGACAUCAGCCAUCUACCUCCACUUCCCAUCGCCAAAUCGUUGAAGAAAGCGGAAGUCGAAGGAUCAGCGAGCAAGACCACGAAGGGUUUGCAAGACGUAUACAAGGUUGGCGCGCACUUGACUGCGCGCGUUCUAUGGGACCAAGGUCCCGCAAGGCUGAACGGUAGACGGCGCGCGGGAGGUGUCGUGGGAGGAGCAGCCUUCAGUCUGGGAGAUGAAGGUGACUCGGACGAUGGCUUCGACAUGGAAGGCAUGGGCGAUAAUGAGCAGGACAGAAAGAUUGGCCUCAGUGCCGCUGAGCAUGUGCUCAAGCUCGAGUCGCAGGAGAGCAUCGCAAUGCAGCUACCCAUCGGCACCGAUGUCAACGCCACCAUCACAGCUUGCGACUCUGACUGGGGGCUCAAUGUUUCCGUGUCACUAGCUGCGGGAAGGACGGAAGAUCCCAAAGGAAAAGCUGGCAAACAGGGCUCGGUCCUUCCAGGGUUUGUGCACAUCUCACGGGUCUCUGAUGAUCACAUUGUCCGUCUCUCUGCUACAUCUGGCGCAUAUAAACUUGGCAGCACACACACAGCGCGUGUAAUUGGGCAUGCGCUGACCGACAAGCUGCUUCUCCUGAGCAUGCAGCCUUCGAUCCUCGCCAAGUCUUUCAUGCGCGUCAGCCAGGUACAAGUCGGCGAGGUGCUGCGUGCUACUGUCAAAGAAGUCAAGCCGAGCGGGAUCUUCCUGAAUCUCGGAGGAAGUGUCGACGGUAUCGUCUUCCCUUUGCAUUUUAGCGAUAUUGUCCUCAAGAAGCCAGAGAAGAAGUAUAAACCGGGCAUGAAGGUCAACGCAAAGGUCCUGCUCGUCGAACCAGCACGGAAUCGCAUCGCCCUCACGCUCAAAAAGACCCUCAUCAACUCGGAGCUCCCAAUCAUCUCAUCGAUUCAGGACGCUCGCGUCGGCAUGCUUACGCAUGCUACGAUCUCAAAAGUGCUCGAAGCGGACAAGGGCCUGCUUGUCGAUUUCUUUGGCGGUACCCGAGCGUUGGUGCCUUCCAGCGAAGCGAGCGAGUCAUACUUGACGGAUCUUCGCACCCAAUUCUACGAAGGCAAACCGCUCAAGGUGCGCAUCACACACGUGGACUAUGCUACGGGCAGGCUCGUGGCAAGUAUCCGCCAGGCACUGCCUUCGUUCCAGGCGCGCCUGAACGUCGAUGCAGUUGAGCUUGGCCAGCAAGUGGAGGCGACACUUGCAGCUGUGCAUCAAGAUGUGAUCGUGUUGAGCCUCGUCCCAAGCCAAGUUAGAGCGCUUCUUUCGCUUUCUAUUCUUGCUCGCCACCGCGGAGUGUCUGUUGAAGAGCUCAGAGAUGGUCUGCAAGAGGGCGAAGUGCUCAAGGACCUCGUUGUCGUCAGCAAGAACCAAGAGAAAGGUAUCGUCAUCGUUGGUACCGCUGGUUCGCCUUCGGCACGUGUCUUGACAAAAGGCACAGCUCCCAAGACAGGCGAUAUUUACGAAGUACGCGUCAUCAAGGAAAGCGAGCCGACCGCGGUCACCGUCAUGCUUCCAAACAAGUGCCGAGGGCGGCUACACCUGCUCGACUGCAAUGAUGACCCCGCAAACGCAAAGCUGCCAGCGCUCGAUUCGACCGUCAAAGUCGUUGUGAUGAACCUGCGUCAGUCCUCCAGUCGUGCGGAUGUCUCGAUGCGGCUUUCUGUGCUUGCAUCCGCUACUUCUGGGGCCGGCGUGCAGACGUCCAGCUCGAUUACUAAGACGCUUGUUGAUGAGAUCCCCAAUAAAGUCGGAGAUCUCACGGUCGGUGCUCGUCUGCAUGGAUACGUCAAGUCCAUUGCCAAUGCCGGACUUUUCGUCGACAUUGGCCGCUACGCAACAGCUCGCGUAAAGAUUGCAGAGCUCUUCGACGGUUUUGUGAAAGACUGGCAGUCUAAAUUCCACGUCGGCCAGAUGGUCUUUGGGACGGUAACGGAGAUCGACGCGAAACACAACAAAGUGGAGUUGUCGCUCAAGACAGGCGUCAAAGGCGCGAAGCAGCCUGUGGCCAGCAAGGAACGAAAAGAAGAUAAGAGCGGCAAAUCCUUGCGGAUAGCCGACUUUCAGACCGGUCAGAAGGUUAAUGGCUUUGUUCGUGGCACCUCUAAGUACGGUGUCUUUGUCCAGAUCGAAGGGACGAACAUUAGCGGCCUUUGUCACAAGUCGCAGCUCGCGGACAAUGCUCCCGACGAUGCGCUCCAAGCCUUCAGCAUUGGCGAUCGCGUCAAGGCGGUAAUCAUCGAGGUGGCUGAAGCGAAGAACAAGAUUUCCUUCGGUCUGAAGCCUUCUUACUUCACAGCCGCUGAUUUUGCGGAUGGUGCAGCACAAGAGGAGGGUGGUCUGAUGGGCGAAGGCAAUGAGGCAGAAGGGUCGAGCAAUGCAGUCGGGGAGAAGGACUCGAACAUGAAUGGGAUGGAUAAUGAGGACGAGGACGAGGACGAUGACGAUGCAAUGGCCGAUGCAGUGGCAGGCGACUCUGAACAGGCAGAAGGGGACGGAAACGCUUUCGAAGGCGAUACCUCGGAUGACGAAGACUUCAUUGAAGCCGAUGGCUUCGGUGCUCAAAGUGCGGUAACCGCAGCCGACGGCUCUUCUGAACCUACGCUGGUUCCUCGCCUCGAGCUUGCAGUAGGGUUCAGCUGGUCUGGGAAUGCCGAUGCUAGCGCGAGUGCGGGUUUGGACACCAUCUCAGACAACUCGGGCGACAGUGACAGUGAUGACGGCGCUCCGUGCAGAGGCACUAACCCAGCGAAGGGGAAAGGGAAAAGGUCAAAAGUUACGGAAGACAUCACGGCAGACCUGGCGACAAAGGCUCCAGAGUCUUCGACAGACUUUGAGCGUAUUCUCCUCGGCUCGCCGAACAGCUCAUACAUCUGGAUCCAGUUCAUGAGCUUCCACCUCCAGCUUGCUGAUAUUGAUCGCGCACGGGAAGUUGCUCGACGAGCGCUCAAAAUUAUCAACUUCCGCGAGGAUCAGGAGCGUCUCAACGUCUGGAUCGCGCUGCUCAACCUUGAGAAUACGUACGGCUCGGACGACUCCCUCGAUAAGAUUUUCAAAGAGGCAGCGCAAGCGAAUGAUGCCAAGACGAUCCAUUUGCGCCUGCUACAGAUUUACGAGCGGACGCGCAAAAUGGACAAGGUCGAGGAGCUCUGGAAGAAGACGACGAAGAAGUUUGGCUUUAGCUCAAAAGUCUGGGUCCUCUAUGGCCAAUACUUCCUGCGUGAACGAAAGGCGGAGGAAGCUCGCCAGCUGCUUCCACGAAGCAUGCAGAGCCUGCCGAAGAGGAAGCAUGUCAAGACGAUCACUGGAUUUGCAUUGUCCGAAUUCAAGAUCGGGGAUGCCGAGCGCGGGCGCACGAUUUUCGAAGGGCUGCUCGACACGUACCCGAAGCGUCUCGACAUCUGGCUGCAGUACAUCGACCAGGAAGCCAAAGUGUCCUCCAUCGCAGGCUCCGACGGGAAGCACGCCGCGGUGCCACGCGUCAGGGCGUUGUUCGACCGCGUGCUGUCGCUACGACAGAGCACCAAAAAGGGCAAGUCUGUGCUAAAGAAGUGGCUCGAAUUCGAGAAGCGGUAUGGCACGCCCGACGGCCAGCAAGCCGUUCUGCAACGCGCUAGAGCGUUCGUCGAAGAGACACAGAACAAGCAGGGCGGGCAAGCAGAGGCCCAGGAUGACGUGCGAGAAAGCGAUGCAGAGGAUGAGGACGAGGAUGUCGAGAUGGAGUGAUCUGUAAUCAUAAAGCCAAUAGUUGUGUAAUAGCAUUCUGAAGACCGUC
Messenger RNA from Tilletiaria anomala UBC 951, 5508 nucleotides. RefSeq lists its product as uncharacterized. Gene Ontology annotation, cellular component: nucleolus; small-subunit processome. The record is from RefSeq and is a predicted model, not a curated record. Gene Ontology annotation, molecular function: RNA binding; protein binding. Gene Ontology annotation, biological process: rRNA processing. Bases 78 to 5459 code for a protein of 1793 amino acids. Lineage: Eukaryota; Fungi; Basidiomycota; Exobasidiomycetes; Georgefischeriales; Tilletiariaceae. The transcript is spliced from 4 exons.